This is a messenger RNA of Amphibalanus amphitrite, 1430 nucleotides long. Its product is annotated as methylthioribose-1-phosphate isomerase-like. The transcript is spliced from 7 exons. Bases 145 to 1206 code for a protein of 353 amino acids. NCBI's taxonomy places the organism in Eukaryota, Metazoa, Arthropoda, Thecostraca, Balanomorpha, Balanidae. Gene Ontology annotation, molecular function: S-methyl-5-thioribose-1-phosphate isomerase activity. The record is from RefSeq and is a predicted model, not a curated record.
GAAAAAAAAACUGAAUGCGAAAAAAAGGCGAGUGUGAUCGAUCGGGCUGGGUAAUGGGGCGUCGUUGAUAUUACUUUGAUAUUUACACUUGUGGAUACCUGCUGCCCUGCUUUGUGGUGUGACCUGCCCUGACGUGCUGAGACCAUGACUCUGGAGGCGAUCCGCUACUCGCGCGGCCGGCUGGAGGUACUGGACCAGCUGCUGCUGCCUCAUCAGACCGUCUACAUACCCGUCCCGGACGCCGACGCCGGAUGGGCCGUCAUCAAUAAGAUGCAGGUGCGCGGCGCGCCCGCCAUUGCCAUCGUGGGCUGCCUGAGUCUGGCGGUGGAGCUCACCACCGGCCGGCAGUUCGAGACGUCCGCGGCGCUGUUGGCGCACGUGCGGCAGAGACUGGCGCACCUGAUCACCUCUCGGCCGACGGCGGUCAACCUGAAGAAGGCGGCUGUCACACUGAUCGAGCUGGCGGAGAGCGCAGAGAGCGGGGGCGGAGGAGUGGAAAAACUGAGGGACAGCGUGGUGUCUGCCUGCGAGGCGAUGCUGGCCGCUGACGUGGCCGAUAAUCGGGCGAUCGGCGAACACGGCGCGGCGGCGCUGCUGAGCUCGGCGGCCGCCGGCAGCCCCGUGUCCGUCCUCACCCACUGCAACACGGGAUCACUGGCUACGGCCGGGCACGGCACGGCGCUGGGCGUCAUCCGCUCCCUGCACGCCGCCGGCAGACUCGGCAGGGCGUACUGCACCGAGACGCGGCCGUACAUGCAGGGUGCGCGGCUCACCAGCUACGAGCUCGUGCACGACGCGAUCCCCGCCACGCUGGUGUGCGACUCGGCUGUAUCGGCGCUGCUGCGAACGGGCCGCGUCCAGGCGGUGGUGGUGGGCGCCGACCGGGUGGCGGCCAACGGGGACACGGCCAACAAAAUCGGCACCUACCAGCUGGCGAUCGCGGCCGCUCACCACUCUGUACCGUUCUAUAUCGCGGCGCCGGCCACCUCCAUCGACCUGGGACUGCCCAGCGGAGACCAGAUCCCCAUCGAGGAGCGGCCCGCCGACGAAAUGCUGCAGCUGGCCGGCCAGCGCGUGGCGGCCCAGGGUAUCGAGGUGUGGAACCCGGCCUUCGACGUCACGCCGGCCAGUCUGAUCACGGGCGGUAUCAUUACCGAGAAGGGCGUCCUUCCCGCCGGAGAGGUCAGCCGCAUCGCCACACUGUAGCGCGGGCUGGAGAGCCGGCAGAGGGCACCAUGUGUGUGGUCUGAUAGUUGAAGGAGUCAUUUUUGUACGAGCUCUGCGAAGUGUGAAAAUCGCCGGGACGUGUCCAGUGGUUUGAAGUUUGGAUAUUAUUUUCCCAUCGGCUGUAAACGAAUCUCGCUUUGUAUCUCACGAGCCUGCCAUGUAUAUCAGGACCUCGUCAGUUGAUAAGCUUAGUUUUUUUUUUU